AUGGCAUUGAAACAUACUUCUCGACCACACCGUAAACGUACCAAACCGUUGAUACCACAACCGUUCGAAACCAUAUCUAUCAACCGACUACCAGUCUGGUUAACAGGUCGAUCGCCGGCACUAGAAUCAGGAAAAUUCUACCCCGAGCUCGACGUCAAUCUCUACCGAAACCAAUUGAGCGAUGAGAAGCAUGCAGAUCUGGAUGAGCGAGCAAGUACGUUGCGAACGCGAGCUGUACGAAAUCAGGUACUUGAGGCUUCGGAGUUCAACUGGGAAGUAGAUGCAUGGCGCGACGUAUUCAGUUUGAUUAGGGACGAUGACACAUUCCGAAUGUUAGACAAACGACCAUACGAAUUCAUCGAAAAAGACGGGAAUAACAAAAUGUCUGUCAAAAGACGUAUACCUGAUGCGACCAUGGGUCUAAGGACCUUUAGUGGCUCAGACAUCGACCAUGGUUACAUAUGCGAAGUGGAUGAUUGCAAGAUUAAUCACGACAGUAUGCAACCCAGCGAGUCUCUGUGGGAUGACCGAAUCGAUCGCCAGUUGCUUGACUCGGGGUGUGGGUUGAUAGUUGAUGGGGUAUGGGGCGAGUCAAAUCUCAUAUUUCCGUUUGCUGUAUAUGAAGCGAAGAAACGCGCGUCCACUUGGGAGAAAGCUGAGGCCCAAGUUUACCAUGCUUUUAAAGUUUAUCUGGCCAUGCUUGACGACCUAGCUCGAGAUCCUUCGGACGUCACAAGAUAUCAGUGUGAAGAGAGUACGCAAUACCAACUCUUUGGCUUCACCUCUUGUGGGUCAUCCUGGAGAGUAUACAUAGCAUGCUAUUCCUUAGAAAUGUGUCACGCGGAAACCAUAUGGGAGGGCGAUGUCAAGGACUUCAGUCGGGCGUAUGAACUCAUCUGUCUCGUGGAUCAAAUCCAUGAUUUCGCUGCUAAUCAGCAUCGCAAAUUCGUCAUCGAACAUCUUGAAAGAUGGCUCGUACAUUGCGAAGAGCACGACCCGCCACUAUAUCAGACAGAUGACGUUUUGAGAUAUCUAGCUGAUCCGAUAUGGUUGAAGAUCAAAGAAGCAUCUACAAAAGCCAGAUAUGCCAAAUCCGUCAACACUCGUUUGCAAAACAAGCUCAAAAUGAGAGAAAAUACUCAUGGUCGUCAUUCAAAAAGACCGCAAAAAGGAAAGAUGACCAGAGUCUCAAGCACGAUCCAGAUCCAGAAGAGGCGUAACAGUGGUCAUCAAUCAAACACGGCGAACGGGUCGAAGCCAAAGCGGCCCCGUGGACGACCUAGGAAAUCUGCGAAGACGCCAGUUAAUCCGCCAUCCAACACUACUACUAGAAAAACCCGAAAUCGCGCAUGA
Molecule: messenger RNA, 1353 nt
Organism: Alternaria alternata
Lineage: Eukaryota; Fungi; Ascomycota; Dothideomycetes; Pleosporales; Pleosporaceae
Exons: 4
Coding region: 1-1353 (450 amino acids)
Source: RefSeq, a predicted model, not a curated record